CGGGGCUAGUCUGGAUGACCUUUCCUCCUUGUCCCCCUCCUUCUUACCGUACACCCGCGACCCGGACCCCGUCAUUUCUUAGUGCCAGAAAGAGGAGUCCAGAGAGGCAGGAUGAACGAGGAGAGAUGGAUGACAAGACGAACGACGUGCGGCGGGCAACCAACGACUACCCAUCACCCCGUCCGUGCGUGCCUUGCCUUGCCGCGUCUCUCUCAUCUCAACAGAGAGACUGGGGUCUUUAGUGUAGGAAGGUACCUAACUAAGUCACGCAU
Colletotrichum navitas is the source of this 272-nucleotide messenger RNA. RefSeq lists its product as uncharacterized. Lineage: Eukaryota; Fungi; Ascomycota; Sordariomycetes; Glomerellales; Glomerellaceae. The transcript has a single exon. The record is from RefSeq and is a predicted model, not a curated record. Bases 15 to 242 code for a protein of 75 amino acids.